This is a messenger RNA of Cicer arietinum (chickpea), 3157 nucleotides long. The record is from RefSeq and is a predicted model, not a curated record. NCBI's taxonomy places the organism in Eukaryota, Viridiplantae, Streptophyta, Magnoliopsida, Fabales, Fabaceae.
AAUAGCACUCAACACAUACUAGUGAAUAUCGCCCUUCAAUAGAUCCAAGUUUAUAUCACCUUUAAUUUUCUACUUUAUUUUACAACUAUAUAUUUUCCAAUUAUGCCUAAAAAAAUCCAAUUAAUAAAUUUGUGACACAUUAGUCAAGACUAGCCUAAUUUAAGGUACCCCAAACAACCCUCCAAGAUAUGGAUGCAACUCAAACUAACAAAAUUUACGUUGCGGUAGGCUAUGAUGUGUUAGAUGGAUUUCAAACAUUGGAUUGGGCUUUGAAGAAAUGGAAUUCUCAUCCAAAUAUUUCUAUAAUCAUUUUACAUGUGAAAUACAACCCUUCCAAAGAUCAUGUUUAUACUCUCCUUGGAAAACUCCCUGCAAAAGGUGCAUGUGAAGAGAAAUUAGAUUGUAUAAGGAAAUAUGAGCAAAACAUAAUCAACAAAUUGCUUUCCAAGUAUAUAGCUUUAUGUGACAAAAUUCCAGCUGAAACAUUUGAGGUUGAGAGAUUUGAUGAACCAAUGCAGAAUCUCACAUUAGACUUGAUUCUUGGUCUAGGAAUAACCAAAUUGGUCAUGGGAUUUUCAUUCAUGAGACCUUCUAUAAAAUCAAAAGAUGCCAUGAACGGAUUGUUCUAUGUUCAUCAGCACAAGCCUGACUUCUGUGAAUUAUUCAUAAUAUGUGGAGGGAAACAAGUUUCACCAAGAGUGAAGAAUGGUGAAAUAACCAUGGAGGAUGAUAAUGGUGUCAAGGUUGCCAAAAUGAGAGAUAAGAUGAGUUUCAAAGAUUGGCUAGAGAGAAUGAUAAGCGAUAAAACCAUUGAUUCCAACCACAAGAAUUCUAGUAGGUCACCAAUUUCCUCAACAUAUUUGGAGGCUCAUCUAGAACAAAAUUAUAUCCAAGAAAUUGAAAAUUAUUUACAUGAGUUAGUGUCCUUAAAUUUCGAGGAAGGAAGUUUUGGACAAGACAAUCAUGAUUCCUUCGUUACUCCAAUUGAGCCUUAUUUCCAAAAACUUCAAAUUUCUGAUAAUAAGAGUGCUGCAGAAAAAUUUGAGAUCCUCACAGAUAAACUGAAUGAAGCUUACAAUACCAUCCAAGUGAAAAGAAAAGAAGAAAAGGACAAUUUGGAGAAGCAUGCAAAAGCUGAAUGGGCUAUUUAUAUAUGCAAUCGUCGGGAAGAAGAAGUUGAAUAUUUAAAAAGUGAAGAAUUGACAAGAAAGGACGAGCUAAAGAAGGAAGUGAAUGCAGAAAAUGAAAAAAUUAACAAAAUUAGGAUGAGUGUUGAAGAGAGCAAGCAAAGGCUUCAUUCACUAAAAGAGCUACAACUAGAGCUUCAAAAUAAGCUUCAUGUUUCCAAAUUGAAAUUUUCAGAAUUUGAAACCAAACUAGAGAAAGUAAAUGCUGCAAGGAAUGAGAUGCUAAUGAAAAUUGAAGAGCUAAGUAGACAAAGGGAUAUUAUGAACAAAUGGAUUAUGUUUAUCAAAGAAAAAAAUGUCACAAAAAUUAGUACUAAGGUAAUAGAGAAUGAAUGUGGUUUAAGAGAGUACACAAAGGAGGAUAUUAUUUUGGCCACUCACAAUUUUUCAGAACACUUGAGGUUGAAAUCUUGUGAGAAUUGGAGUAAUGUCUUUAGAGGGUAUAUUGACCAUUCCAAUGCUGCAAUCAAGAUGCUUGAUUCUACUCUUGGCUUGUCCCAACAAGAUUUCCAAGCUAAGUUGAGGUCUCUUGGUAGUAUUUGGCAUCCUCAUCUUGUUGCUGUAUUGGGCUUCUGUUCUGAGCCCAAAUGCUUAGUUUUGGAAUACAUGCACAAUGGCAGCUUGGAAGACAUACUACUUUGCAAGACAAGAAUCAGGCCCAUUAGCUGGCAAGAUCGCAUAAGGAUAGCCAUAGAAGUUUGUUCUGGGAUGGGCUUUCUCAAUGCAUUUAAGCCCAGGCCCAUUAUUCAUUGUCAUCCUUCUCCAUCCAACAUCCUCCUAGACUACAAUUUUGUUGCAAAGAUCAAAGGGUUUGGGCUUCAUGGGUGCAAUAAAGAAUGUGAUGUUGGGUUAGAUAUGAAGGCAAUAGGGGUUUUGUUGCUUCAUCUUUUGACUGGAAGAGGAAAUUUGGUGAAAGUGGAUAAGGAAGCAAUUUUUGAUGAGAUUGGUGAAGAAUGGCCAUUGGAUGUAGCAAGAGAAGUUUUGGGCUUGGCAAUGAGGUGCAUGACCAUGAAUUGUGAGUCUAAUCUAGAAAUGAGCAUAACAAGAGUGAUGGAGGAACUCAAUGAGAUAAAAAAAAAGGGGUGGUGAAUCUAGUAAAGUGCCUAACAUAUUCCUUUGCCCAAUCCUUCAUAAAGUAAUGAGAAAUCCACACAUAGCAUCUGAUGGGUUUUCUUAUGAGCUAGAAGCACUAGAAGAAUGGUUGCAAUCUGGGAAUGGCAUAUCUCCCAAAAGUUUGAAGUUGAAGAACGCAUUACUUUUCCCUAAUCAUAACCUCUGUUCCCUAAUUAACUACUGGCAAAGGAAGAGAUCAGAUAUAAGGCUGUAAAAUAGAGACACCUAGUACAUAACUUUUACCUAAUAAUAAUACUAAUGACUUUCACAUGAUUUAAUUACAAUUACAAUUUUUUGGCACAUUAAAUGCAUGGAUAUAAACAAGCAUUUUUUUUCCUUUUUAAUCAACAUAAAAUUUAUUUAAUUAAAAUUUUAGAAGUUGUAUUAAAAAGAGUAGAUUAAUGGGUGUGUUUGUAUAUGUAUAUAUAUAAGGGAGUACUUUUUAUAUAUAAUGGUGGAGUAAUUGGAUUAUAUACAUAGUAACUUUUUCUUUUAUGUUCUCAAAUAAAAACUCCAACAUUGUAAUUGAGAGGUUGAGCCAACGCGCUACAACUAAAGAUCUGUUGUAAGAUUUAUCAACUGUCAUUGAUUUAUUUCAACUUUAAAUAUCAAACAGAAAGAAACUGCAAAAAUGAAUUAUCAUUAGAUUAAAAGAAUUAUGUAUAAGUACAAUAGUUUGUUCACUUUUUCCUUUUCAGUUCACAAAUUUACCUAUAUGUGAGAACAUUUUGUAAUUUCACAAGCAUAAUCAGUGCUGUACUAUUUCCUAUUUGGUAAUCUGUAAUUCAAUCCAUUUAUAUAUUCUUCAUAAGCUGCUAUAUCUUCUAUGCACACUAACACAAACAUCGGACACGACA